UUUAACAAGAGCUGUGUGAGAAACACUACAGAGGAUCAGCUGCUGUUGACAAAUAGGUGGAGUUGCUUAGUGACUCAUUUACCUUGUGUUAGUUAGAGCUGGGUUACUUGAUACACUACCCUGUAUAUAAUGACUUCAGAAAUCAACUUAUUACUUGAGAAAGCAACAAGUCCAUUGUUGCUGGACAUUGAUUGGGACUCCACACUCCACAUUGUCGAUCUUAUUCGCCAGGGGGAUGUCAACCCUAAGGCAGCUGUACAGUCACUUGUCAACCGCCUCAAGGACACGAACCCCAAUGUUGUAUUGUUGGCGUUGCAAGUGUUUGAGUCAGUUGUAAAAAACUGUGGCCAGUCAGUUCAUGAACAAGUGGCCUCCCGUGUGGUGAUGGAACAGAUCCAUGAUGUGUUGCGCACUAACCCAAAUGAUGAAGUGCGCAAGAAGAUUCUGAUGCUACUUGCCACGUGGGUCUACGCCUUCCGAAAUGAAAUCAAGUAUCGCGCUGUACAGGAUACUGUUAAUAUUCUGAGGGCUGAGGGCUUCCACAUGCCUACUGUUAGUGAGAGUGAUGCUAUGUUCACGGCUGACCGUGCACCUGAUUGGGCAGAUGGAGAAUGUUGCCACCGCUGUCGCUCACAGUUCACAAUGAUCCGAAGAAAGCACCAUUGUCGUGCCUGUGGUCAAGUUUUUUGUGGGGACUGCUCCAGCAAGUAUUCAACAAUCCCCAAAUUUGGUAUUGAACGAGAAGUGCGAGUAUGUGAGUCUUGUUAUGAUGACAUAAACAAAUCCACAGUUCUGGACCCAACGACCUGGGACCAAGAGACCAGACCAACGGAAAGCCCACAACGACCAGCUACCAACCCCGCUAAGGUCGAGACUGAGGAAAACAGUAGUCCAAAGACCACUAAGGCACCUGGUAAGAAGAGUGAAGAGGAGCUGCAGGAGGAGGAGGAACUGCAGCUGGCUCUUGCUCUGUCCCGUUCAGAAGCUGAAAACAAGGAGAAGGAGAAGCUUCGUGCAACAUCAAGUUUGUUGGGUGGUAAUUGGCGACAGCCAUCACCUACACCAGCCUCCCCAGUUCCUCAGGGUGCCCAGGACAAGGAGGACAUGGAUCCUGAACUUGCCCGUUACCUGAACAGGUCUUAUUGGGAGCAGCAGCAGCAGCAGCAGCAGCAGCAACAACAACAACAGCAGCCUGAACAGCAGAAACAGUCACAAACACAGGAGGAUCCAGGCCACACUCUCUCCCCAACACAACCAUCAGCCCCCACUUCUGGUAACAAGACUCUACUCUCACCAUCCAAACUAGAGCCAAUCAAGAUGAUGGAAAGCUACCAAAAUGGGGAGACUGAGGAAGUUGAUGAGUUUGUGUCCACUUUACGUACUCAGCUGGAAAUAUUUGUGAAUCGAAUGAAGAGUAAUCAAAGUCGUGGAAGACCUAUAGCAAAUGACACUUCUGUGCAAACGCUCUUCAUGAACAUUACAGCCAUGCAUGCACAGCUUUUGAAAUACAUACACCAGCAGGAUGACAAAAGAGUGAAUUUUGAACGACUGCAAGAUAAAAUCUCUCAAGUUCGUGAUGCUCGAGCAGCAUUGGAGGCUCUUCGGGAAGAACACCGUGACCGUGUAAGACGUGAAAGAGAAGAACAAGAGCGAAUAAGGCAAAUGCAGAUGAUGCAGAAGUUGGAAAUUAUGAGAAAGAAGAAGCAAGAAUACCUAGAAUACCAACGGCAGCUGGCCCUCCAUCGUAUGGCUGAGAGUGAACGGGAAAUAUUUAACAAAGGAUCAACUAUUGGUGCACCAAGUUCCAUGUACCCUGUUGGUUAUCCUGCAUAUCCAGGUGCUCCAGGUCCUAUGCCAGGACACAUGUUCCCCCCACAGCCUGAAGGUGCUGCACCUCAAGGGGGACCACCUCAAGGAGGAAUGCCACAGGGUGGUGCACCACCAAAUUCCAUGUCCUUCCAGCCUCCCCCUGGCCAACCUCAGUACCAACAUCCCCCUGGACCUCCUGGAUGUGUUAUGCCUGUGGGACCAGGAUCUGCCCCACCAGGUUCCCAGCCAGGGUACCAGCCACCACCACCUGAGUUUUCUCCAUACAAUAUACAAGGACUAGCCAACACUUUACCAAAUGUAGGUGGUGGUGUUCCUGGUUAUCCACCACAGCAUGGUAACUCAGGGCAGGCUGGUCCAGGCAUGGUACCUCCACCAAUGCCCAGUCAGCCCGCAAUGCAAACUCCUGCUCCAAUCCCGAGUGUUCCUGAUGACAUGAACAAUGGAACGCCUCAAAUGCUGCCACCCAGCAACCCACCGACUCCACAAGAUCAACAAGCCGAGCUCAUUUCCUUUGAUUAAUUGCUUCUGUGGAAUUGCAUGGUGGGAGUUCACAGUGUAUGCUUGACGCCUUCAGUUAUUUGUAAAUAGUCUUCAAAAUGCAAUAUAUCCUAGUACACUAGAUGUAAUAAUUAAAUGCAAUAAUUCUGAAUUGAGCUAGAAACAUCAAUGUUUACAGUAAAAUAUCUUAUACAUAUGUCACUUACUAGGAGUACUGGGAUAAAAGUUUUUUAUUGCAUUUGUUGGCCAUUUCCCAAUUGUGAACCUCUGUCAGGUUUUAUGUAUACAGUAUAGGGCAUAUGCUUAUUUAUAGCAUAUGUUCUCCAGUAACCUAAGUACUGUAAUUAUUAAUAAAAUCAUACAUUUAAUUUUGUUCAUGUAGCAAAGCUUCUGGAACAUUUUAUGAAAAAAAAAAUAGUUUGGAAGGAUGCAGUGUAUGGAAUGAUUUUGAUGUACAGAUUAUUAGCUUUUGUGUAUCCUGUUACAUAAUGUACAGUUCAUGUUAUCAUAACCCCAUUUUCUGGAUAGAUUCUUAUCUGGUAGCCUGUUAUACCACUUAUACAUAAAAGAUGAAUUUGAUCAGUAAGGAAAAUAUUUCCUAUAAGACAUUCAUCCAAGUCUUUGUGAACUGCCUUCUAUUUUUACUUGAUGUUUCAUGGAUUUUGCAUUUGGAUCACAUGAACUGCAGAACAUACUGUUUGUAUAAUGCUGGAUAGUAUAUUUAUUUAGGGGAAUACAAUAGAAUCCCAGUUAUCUGGUAUCCAGGCAACCGAUAGAGUCAACUAACUGGUACCAAAAUUAAAUGAUAAUAAAAAUUCCACCAUAAUCUGCGAGAAUUGUAAGACUAAAUACCGCAUGAAACGGGGAUGAGCUGCCACAUUUUUUGCCAUGAUAGAAAAUAAAAUUGUAAAAUACAAUAGCAUAUUUUAUGUACAAAAAAUAGCUCUUUGCACACUCAAACCUUCCUCUGAGCAAUAUGACAGUUCAGGCAGUCAACCAGCUGAUUCACAGACAUGUGUCUGCCGUGCUGGCCGUGUGUAUGCCGUGAUGUCAUAUCGGGAGGGAGCACAGCCACGUACCGUAGUUAUAGCCCACUGUUGUUUCCAUACACAUUCACUAACCACACAUCAUACCUGUGCUCUUCAUUUUUCUUAUUUUAUAGUUUUAUAAGUAAAACCCUCUAAUCUGGACUGGCAAACCGCUCUGGACUUAUUUCUGUUAAUCUGGAUUGAGUCGGGAUUAACACAAAAUAGUCUUGAUCUAUCCAUGUAGUGGGAAAAAUAUACAAACACACUUGAAUUACUUGACCUAUGUCGGAAAAGUCGAUAAGUCAGAUAAUCGAGGUACUGUAUAAAAAUUGAAAAUAUAUAUGAAAAUUAUAAAUAUGACAAAUUAAAAAAUUAGGUACGAAGGUGCUUAGCUGUGUAAGCAAUCAGCGUGGGUGCCAUAUUUGUUUAUUGUUCAGUAGUCGGUUGAUGCUCUUCCAACAUUCACUUAAAAUCCAAUCAUAAAUUUAUUUGAGCCCUAGAACAAAGUGUUAAACGUGCAUUAGGCACCACAACUAGUUGUCGUCACAGAAAAAAGAGGAAAAGUGUUACAUUAGAAGUUAAAUUAGAUGUAGUAAAGAGAUUUGAAGGACAUUGAGCUGUGGACAUAGCAAGAGAUGUCGGUUUGCAGCCGGCAACUGAAGGUAAGAACAAUUUGUGGAAAUUAGUGGUUUAGUUAUUCAAGAGUCGGUUAAAUGAGGGUUUACUGUAUAUAAUUCUUGUUUUUCUUUUGUGGCCCCAUUCUGACUUCCUUUUGAAGCUGUCUUGCCUUUGGAAGCCAUGGUAAUUAGUCCACAAAGUCAAAUAGUCCACAGGAGUUAAGAGAUGCACACCCGAGGGUUGUAGCAGCACAGCUGGGUUGUAAACAAAGUCGCUGGGGAUAGUGUUUGUGUGCUGCGCCAGAUGGCAAUCUGGAUUUUUCUCCGUUAAUCCAGACUUUCCGGAUUAAAUAAACUCCCUCCGGAUAUUGCUUUAUCCAGAAAUUUGCUUAAUAUGGGCUGGAUUUCCAUCUAAUUAGUCUGGAUUAAGAGGGUUUUACUACAUUUUCUCUUAUCUAUUUCUAAACCACACCAUUUAUAUAGAAUGCAAUAAGUGUUGAAGAAGACACAUAUUUGUGAGGUCAGCCUGUAGCACUGUGAAUUGUAGGAUUUAUUGGGAUCCUAAGAGUAAGUUUCAACUUGCCAGAAAAACUCUUUAUCCGGCACCUCUCAAUCCCUGUAGGUGUUGGAUAACUGGGAUUCUAUUGUACGUGUUGAUGAUGUUCAGUUUAUAAAUGAUACUACUGAUUUUAUAAUAUGCCAUGUUCCAUUUUCUCUUUUUACCAGUUGAAAUUAAAGAAUUUCUCCCAA
This is a messenger RNA of Homarus americanus (American lobster), 4723 nucleotides long. RefSeq names its product hepatocyte growth factor-regulated tyrosine kinase substrate-like (gene Hrs). The transcript is spliced from 13 exons. Gene Ontology annotation, molecular function: ubiquitin binding; phosphatidylinositol binding; metal ion binding. NCBI's taxonomy places the organism in Eukaryota, Metazoa, Arthropoda, Malacostraca, Decapoda, Nephropidae. Bases 130 to 2349 code for a protein of 739 amino acids. The record is from RefSeq and is a predicted model, not a curated record.